CGUCAUUCACCCGCGACGCCGAUACGGUUCCUCCACCGAGGCGCAUGCGAAGGUGCCUACUAUGGCUUCCAGCGGGGUCCCGGUGAGCGCUGCUGGCUCGGCUAAUGAAACUCCCGAAAUACCAGACAACGUGGGAGAUUGGCUUCGGGGCGUCUACCGCUUUGCCACAGAUAGGAAUGACUUCCGGAGGAACUUGAUACUAAAUUUGGGACUCUUUGCUGCGGGAGUUUGGCUGGCCAGGAACUUGAGUGACAUUGACCUCAUGGCACCUCAGCCAGGGGUGUAGCCAAGUAGACAAAUGGAAUCCUGUGCUGAACCCGAAUCUUCCAAAAAACAGCCUACAAUCUGUGACCACCACAAGAUGUGCCCUGAUGGCAGCUGAAGUUUGAUUCAGAUGGGCACUUUUCUUCCCUCUCCCUGCCUAGUUUCCUUUUGUUCCUUGAAUCCACGCAGAAUUCCAUUCUCUGGUCAGCCGACAGGCUUAAACUAAAGUAUGGCCUCUGUUCUAUAAAGUUCUGUACAUAGUUCCCAAGCUUCUGCAGGGGGUGAUCUUUGCUCUUGUCCUGAGAAAUAACAGUGCUGUUUUAACAAACAUUUGAAAUAAAUACCGCACACAAAAGCA
Molecule: messenger RNA, 622 nt
Organism: Rhinopithecus roxellana (golden snub-nosed monkey)
Lineage: Eukaryota; Metazoa; Chordata; Mammalia; Primates; Cercopithecidae
Gene: TOMM6
Product: translocase of outer mitochondrial membrane 6
Exons: 3
Coding region: 62-286 (74 amino acids)
Cellular component (GO): mitochondrial outer membrane translocase complex; mitochondrion
Source: RefSeq, a predicted model, not a curated record